Messenger RNA from Mauremys mutica (yellowpond turtle), 1784 nucleotides. RefSeq names its product alpha-1-acid glycoprotein 1-like. The transcript is spliced from 6 exons. The record is from RefSeq and is a predicted model, not a curated record. NCBI's taxonomy places the organism in Eukaryota, Metazoa, Chordata, Testudines, Geoemydidae. Bases 1086 to 1706 code for a protein of 206 amino acids.
UUUGUCACCAGAAAUUUCACAAACCCCACAACUUCUAACCAGGACUUCAUUAUGGACAGCAGAGUUUUCUUUGGCUUUGAAGGUUUCACUUUGUCCUACAUCCAGGUAGCGAUUUAGCAAUGGGAAGAAAAUGGAGGAGCAGGAUGGGAAAUCAGUGUCAAAUAGCCAAUAGACGUCCAGUUGCAAAAAUGUUUGCUGCAGAGCUUUGAUUUGAUUACGCAUCCCUUCCAAUACACACAGCCAGAGAUGCAUCCUGUGUUUAUACUGCAUUGCUGUCCUACUCAUCACCAGAGCCACUACAGACUGACCCCCUGGAUUUCAUGGAAGGACUAAAAUGGGGGGACGAGUCAUUAUAGAAUCUCUCAGUUAAUAAGGUUUUUAAUUUUUAUAUAUUGCAGCUUUGAACUGGUUGGGUUGGUAUAAUCCAAUGGCCUCAUCCUGCAGCAUGUGUGCGCGUUUCACUCCCACUGACUCCAUGAGCAGGGCGAGGAAGGACUGCAGGAUCAGGCAGGUUACAGAUGAAAAGAACCCUGCACGGAUGGAAUAUGCAAGGGGUAGAAAAUGCAAACCAGGUGCUGGGUCACUGCCUUUCAGUGCUUUGGAGGAAAUCCCAGUCAGCCACAUGCGAGGGCAAUGACACAGAACUGUAGUUCCAGCCCUGCCAGGGUUCAGCCUAUCGCACCCUGGGUGCACGUAAUGGGGCCCACUCGCUGUUGCAAUGCAUGAUACCAACGUCCUUUUUGCAGUGCAGCCAAAGACCCUCAGAGGUACCUUUCAGAGAACCAUCUUACAGUAGCACGUCACAUGCGUUAGCUCAAAGUCAGUGUUCAUGCCAAAUUAAAGCUCUGACUGCAGUGCAAACGGUGCAGCUUUUAUCUGAGCAAUUUCCUGGAAAGGUACAUCAUUGCUUCAUCUCCACACAAAUGUUACGCAGUCUGUCUCUGAUACAUGCACCUAGCAGAUUUGCCCUGACAACUGGACAAUUCAACAGUUGCACAGAAAUCUCUAUACACAGAUUCCCAAGUUGAGACAUUGCAGUGAGAGGGAUUCAUCCCACACUCUCUCAUCUCCCUUGAAGAGAAGCCAUGGCACUAGCCUGCAUUGUUACGGUUCUCAGCUUAGCGCAUCUCCUCAGCACUAUGCCCCUGCACUGUGAACUCCUGCUUCCACAAAUCCCAGACAACACUACAGCAUCCAAGCUCCUGGGGAAAUGGUUCUACAUAGCUGGUGCUUCACAGUUCCCCUUUCACCUGCUGGAAAUGGUGCAGAUAGAUAACGGUUAUCUUGAUGUGAACCCUACUGAGCAGGAGCAGGAGUUACUCAUCAACCAGCAUAUCACAGUCAGGGACAAAUGUCUCUCAAGCAACUCAGCUUACCUUGAAGUCUCUAUCAAUAAUGCCACACUGAUCAAGUAUGCCAAGAACCAGCGCACCAUGGGGAAGCUCAUGAACAGCAGUUCAGAAGAAAUUUUCCUUAUUCAAUACCAGCUGCAUAAGGAAGAAAAGAACUACACAGGAUUGUAUCUUUAUGCCCGGAACCAAAACAUGAGUAAAACUCAGUUGGAGGAAUUCAGAGACCAUGCUAAAUGUCUGGGUCUUCAUGAAGAGGAAAUAAUUUAUGCACCAUGGCAGAAGAAGGAGCUAUGCCAAAUGAAAGAAACCAAACAAAUGAUUCCCCAGGCAAGGAGACCCCAGCUACAGUACUAGGAUAACUCUGAAGCUAGCACAGCUGGACAUCAGCGACUGACCACUUAACCUCUGCAGCAAAUAAAAGUUGUCAUUAUU